UUUUUACUUAAAAAAAAAAAUCAAUUUCAGUCAUUGAAACAUGCAUCAUCUUUGAUUAUUAGCAAAUUCUUAAACUAUCUUAUGCGUCAUGGCAAUAAGGUAUUAUCUAGAAAAUUAUUGGAAAGUACAUUUGAAAAUAUUAAAAUGUUACAAUUACAACGUUACAAUGCAGCUUCCCCUGAAGAGAAACAAUUUAUUCUUUUGGACCCAAAACAAAUUUUUCAUCGUGCUGUAGAAAAUUGUACACCUAUAUUAGAAAUAAAAAAGAUCAAGAAAGGUGGAAUUUUUUACCAGGUUCCAGUACCACUUACCGUUGAAAGAUCUAGAUUUCUAGCAAUGAAUUGGUUAAUUCAAAUUGCUCGAGAUAAGGACGAUAAUCUUAGAUAUCCUGUAUCGUUAGCAAAAGAAAUGAUUGAUGCUGCUAAUAAUAAGGGUCGAGUUAUUAAAAGGAAGCACGACUUACAUAAACUUUGUGAAGCAAAUCGUGCUUAUGCACAUUUUAGAUGGAUGUAAAUGGGAAAAGAGCUGCGAUAAUCUUACAAGUUACACAUUCAUACCAAAAAUAGAGUCAAUGUUCAUACCAUCGUUCAUUUAUAAAGUAAGAAUAUAGUUAUACAUGUGAAUAUCAUGAAUUAGUUGUGUACAUUAAAUAUAUUUGAAAAAUGAUCUCCUUUAA
Molecule: messenger RNA, 676 nt
Organism: Nomia melanderi (Alkali bee)
Lineage: Eukaryota; Metazoa; Arthropoda; Insecta; Hymenoptera; Halictidae
Source: RefSeq, a predicted model, not a curated record